Messenger RNA from Homalodisca vitripennis (glassy-winged sharpshooter), 7257 nucleotides. Its product is annotated as DNA polymerase theta-like. Gene Ontology annotation, biological process: double-strand break repair via alternative nonhomologous end joining; DNA-templated DNA replication. NCBI's taxonomy places the organism in Eukaryota, Metazoa, Arthropoda, Insecta, Hemiptera, Cicadellidae. Bases 238 to 7140 code for a protein of 2300 amino acids. The transcript is spliced from 25 exons. Gene Ontology annotation, molecular function: DNA binding; DNA-directed DNA polymerase activity; ATP binding. The record is from RefSeq and is a predicted model, not a curated record.
UUGUACUGUACUAAUCUAGGUUCCUUAUGUUUAGGUUAGGUAAUAUGAAAAAGUAAGGAAUAGGGUAUUUUGUUGUGUUUGCUAAUAAUGGUUUGAAAUAUUGUUUAAAACUUAAAUUGCAAAGGGAUAUUAACAAAUUAAUACAUUUAUUGACCUAUUAGGUCAAUGAUUCUGCAUUUAAAAUUAUAGCCUAGGCCUAAAUCAUGUUGCAUUUUGCAAGGUUUUAGUUUUUAGUUUAUGAUUAUGCCAGAAGACAUUCGUGAUAAAUCACUGUUAACACAAGAAAAACUUAAUUUGAGAUCAUGGGGAUUACCAACAACUAUACUAGAGAAAUAUGCUGCCAAAGGAAUCGAAAACAUGUUUCCGUGGCAGGUGGAAUGCCUAACCAGCGAUGGAGUUCUGGCAGGAAGAAAUCUUGUGUACUCAGCCCCUACUUCAGCAGGAAAAACGAUGGUGGCAGAGAUACUGACGAUCCAGACAGUUUUAGAGCGGAAGAAGAAAGUCAUCAUAAUCCUUCCUUUUAUUUCUGUAGUCAGAGAGAAGAUGCUUUAUUUUCAGAAUCUGUUGGGUAGCAGCGGUGUGCGAGUAGAGGGCUUCAUGGGUAGCCAUGCUCCACCAGGAGGCCUACGCACUGUCCACAUUGCCAUCUGCACCAUCGAGAAGGCCAACAGUCUCAUUAAUAGGCUGCUGGAGGACCAGGGACUGGACUCUGUGGGGUGUGUGGUGGUGGAUGAGUUACAUCUACUUGGAGACCCUCACCGAGGCUAUCUGCUGGAACUAUUGCUGACGAAGCUCAAGUACAUGUGUCUCAAAGACAAAUUGUUGAAGAUACAGGUGGUGGGGAUGUCGGCGACGUUGCCCAAUAUUGCAGAGCUGGCUGCGUGGCUGGACGCAGCUCUGUAUGUCACGAACUUUCGACCCAUACCUCUCACUGAGUACCUCAAGGUCAACUCUGGUGUCUACGAUGCUUCCACACUCAAACUGAUAUACAAUAUUCAGCCUAUUGUCAAGUUUAAAUCAGACACUGGUGAUAUGAUAAACCUGUGCCUGGAGUCACUCCUGGCUGGACACUCCGUGCUGGUGUUCUGUCCCACCCGCAGCUGGUGUGAGACCUGUGCACAACAGAUCGCUGCAGAGUUCCGCAGAAUUGGGUAUGAAAAGACUGAUGUCGGUCUGCAAGUGCGGGAACAACUGGACGGCAAUGCUAUCAGUGAUGUUCUGGAGCAACUCAAGAGAUGUCCAGCUGGUCUGGAUCAAGCUCUCGGCCGCAGCGUUGCGUUUGGUGUUGCAUUUCAUCAUGCAGGUCUGACUAUGGAUGAACGAGACAUAGUUGAGGGGGCUUUCAGAACAUCAGUCCUUCGAGUGUUGGUAGCGACAUCGACCCUUUCCUCGGGAGUGAACCUUCCUGCACGGCGCGUGUUGAUACGGUGCCCUCCGCGCAGCCGAGACGCGGAUGUUCUCACCUACAGACAGAUGGUAGGGCGUGCCGGCCGAAUGGGCAAGGACACAGAAGGUGAGAGUUUCCUGAUCUGUAACGGCAGUGAGCGUGGACUGGGAGAGCAGUUGGUCAGAGCCCAGCUGCCGCCGGUGGAGAGCAGUUUAGUUGUCGGAGACCUAUCCUCUAGCCUCAAGAGGGCAGUGCUUGAGGUGAUUGCUAGCGGUGUGGUGAGCACGACAGAAGAUGUGGAGGUGUACACCGGCUGCACAUUCCUGGCUAGCUCGGCCGGCAGAGAGGAGCUCGGUGAUCCUCUGGCAGCCUGCGUGGAGUAUCUGCAGGUCAACGAGUUUGUGCGUGUGACAGGACACGCUUUGGGAGCAACACCACUGGCUGAGGCAUGUCUGAGCGCAUCACUUCCACCGGACCAGGGACUCAAGCUGCUCAAGGAGCUGCAUCGUGCUCGACAGUGCUUUGUGCUCGAGAGUGAACUCCAUGUUAUUUACCAGGUGACACCGUACUCAGUAAGUGAGCAGUGGGGGCAGCUGGACUGGCUGAGGGUGUUGUCUUUGUGGGAGGAUCUGCCCAUCAGUAUGAAGAGGGUGGGAGAGCUUGUGGGGGUGGAGGAGAGGUUCCUAGUCAGGGCAGUCAGGGGGACAGUCAACCCUCAGACAUCAGCUCAGAAGUUGGCAAUUCACCGUAGAUUCUACACUGCCCUAGCAUUGCAAGAUCUUGUUAAUGAAGUGCCAUUACCUCAAGUUGCAAUAAAAUUUGACUGUACAAAGGGUAUGCUGCAGUCAUUGCAACAGUCUGCGUCUACAUUUGCAGGCAUGGUGACUCAGUUCAGCAGACGUCUGGGUUGGAGUAACGUAGAGCUGCUAGUGAGUCAGUUCUGUGCCAGACUACAGUUUGGUGCCCAGCGUGAGCUGCUAGACUUGCUACGGCUAGACUGUCUGACAGCAGUUCAGGCCAGGGCUCUCUACAAUGGUGGAAUACAAGGUUUGGCUGACUUGGCUACGGCAAGUGUCAACAAGGUUGAGAAAUAUCUUAGAAGAGCCACUCCUUUUCAGAGUGAGAAUGAGGAGUGUGAGGCCAGUGACAAGUGUCGCAUCUGGUUGGUGGGGCGAUGUGGUGCCUCUGAGACUGAAGCAGCCAACAUACUGAUACAAGAGGCUCGCCAGUACCUUGAGAGAGAAUUGGGACUUCAGAGUGCCAACUGGGGAAAUCUGAAUUCUGUGAGUGAGAGUGACAGCACAGUGGAGGAAAGUUUGGUGACUCAGUCUCUGGACACUCCCCCACAGCCGAUCGGUCAGGUGGUGAUGGAAGCUGACAGGGCUGUGUCAGCUGUAGUACACGAGGCAGAAGUCAAACAAAUAACUGCUACGACCGAUUGUCUAGGUUCAGAUGAAGUCAAGAAUGUUUUAGUUCAGUCGGGUAUUAAACCUGAAGAAGUCAAUUCUAAAAUGAUUAAUUUAAAUACCUCUGUAGACUGCAACCGUGUAGAAGAACAAUCUCAUUUAAAAAUUAGCAAUGGAGGUAGUUUGAGGUUUAAAGAAACGGUAGAAAGUAUUAUUGUACAAAGUACAGCUAGCGGAACACCAAAACAGUCAGCAAAUAUCUCUGUGGUAACCGUCAAGAAAAGAGGAAGUUUGGACAUUUUUGAUUCUCCCGAAAACGUUGAUAAUAAUUAUUAUUAUGCAGGAACAAAUAUUGAGGAAAAGAAUAAUUUGUUAAAAAUUUCUUCAUACAGUUCUCCUAAAGAGGUUUCACUCAUAAAAUGUAUAAAGUCACCAUUAAAAUAUGAGCACGAUAAAGAAAUACUAAAUACUAUGAACGGCCAAGUAAGUGGAGAAAGAUCUAAAUCAAGAGAUCUUGGUGCUGAGAGGCUAGAAUUUUCUCCUUUGUGUGAGGAUAGAACUUCAGCUUCCAAAAGUAAAGAUAUUAAUAUUUCUGGUAUGAUUUCAACAGAAGAAAGUAAAGAAAGUAAUAAAAGUGUAUUCUUUGAUUCACCUGUUCCGUUUGAGCUAAAAGGAGUUAGCAGAUAUUCUGUUGGGAAUGAAUUGGAUGCUAAUGUUGGUGGUGAAAACUUGUUAGAAAUUUCAUCUUUUUCAGUAAUUAGCGAACAAUCUUGUAUGGAAGAGAACCACCUCCUGGAUGCUAAUGUUGGUGGCGACAGUUUGCUAGAAAUGUCCUCAUUUAUUGCCGAAACAGAAAACAGAAAAAGAAAAAGAAGUAUUGAGGAGACGAGUGUAAUUAAAAGAUUACGAAUCAGCACUCCUGGAGGAAGUGAAAAAAUGAGUGAUCCUAAAGCAAAACUAAACGAGUUACAAGUAUCAAAAAUAACAUCAACUAACUCAAAACAGGUGACAGCAUCGACUCCGACAUCAUCUAAGUAUUUUGAAGAGAGUAUAAAUUUUGAAAACACCUUUGCUCCAAAUGAGGACAUAAAGAAUAGUGAAAAUCUAGUGAUUGAAGAAAAAGUUUUUGUAAAAACUAAUUCAAAUGAUGUCCACACGACCAGUGCGUAUGAAAGCAAUGGGUACAACGAAGAAGACUCAUUUGAUUUGAAAUUAUCUGAGGAUGGUCUUUCUGAAAAUGAAUUUGGCUGUGAUACCGAUCUAGACAUUGAUAGCAAAAUCUGUGAUUUAUUAGAUUGUAAGAAUGCCAGUUCCAAAAGAAAUGUGGAAAAUAAAAAUUCACUAACUCAGAAUAUUCUUGGUGACAGUGUAGAUGUAGAUUCAAAGCUGGGUGCUUUGUUAGAUCUUGUACCUAGUACAUUAGACAGCCAACAAUGUACAAUGAAAAAUGAAACCCCAUUGAAAGAUCAUUGUAAUUUAAACCAUUCAAAAGAAAACAAAUAUUCAAAUCAUGUGUCUUUUGAAGAUAGUGUGAUUACUGAUUCGUACCAUAGUAAAGUUAUUGGUGAGAGAAAAAGUCUAAACAUGGAUAGUAAAGAAAAAUCAGAACAUUGUCCUGAAUCAAAGGUUUUCAAAAACAAUAAACUUAUUUGUCACAGUGUUGUUAUUGAUUCCGAACUUGAUAGUUCAAUAAAUAAUGUAAAUGUGCUUGUUAGUGAUAAAGAGAAAGUAAAUACAAACACUGAUCUUUUUACAAGUAAUAUCGUCAACACUCAAAUAUGUGAUUUACUAGAUGAAGUAAAUGGAAGAGUAAGUAAUUUUGUAUCCGAGAAUCCUCAAAGGGUUUCAAAUCAGUUUGAAAACAGUGAAUUUGACCUCAAUACUCAACUGUGUAAUGUUUUGGAUAGAAAUGAUGUUAUAAUUAGUAAUAAAGAGAAUGUAAAAAGUGAUCAAGCAAUUUGGACAGAAUCCAUGGAAGUAAGGGAAAUAUUAGAUUUAUCAUUUGAUGAAGAUACAGUCUUUGGAACACCAGUGUCACACCAAAAUUCAAUGUCCUUCAGGAAGUGUUCAAGGAAAAAUAAAACAACUAAGAUAACAAAAGCGAUAGCUGAUGGAAAAACUAACAUUAAAAUGAAACUAGGUGAAAAACAAGAUCCAAAACUCAUGUUAGUACCGUUGAAAAGUAAUGGUCAAAAUGAUCCAGAGUUAUCUGAGAGGCAAAAACCACCAAAUUUAGAAAAAUACAACAGAAAAUGUUUAUCUGAAAAUCUGUCACAUAAACAUCAAAGAACUGUUGACACUAUGACUUCAGAACAUGCCAUUGUAAUCGAAGAGCACAAAAAACCGGUUAAUCACAAAACAGUAGUGAAGCCCACAACCUUAUCUGCUGUUGAGCCUGUGCAGAUUAGCCAGUCAGUGAACUCCUUGACAGAUAGUGUUCUGGAGGCUGUUUUUGCAUCGUCAUUGCGCCCUGGUACACCAGUUAAACAGACUGAGGAAGUGGACAUCUCCCAACAAACACCUGUGACACCACGAAAACCAGCCAGUGAGAGGGUGCAGUCUGUGAACUCACCAACUGUGAACUUGAACAGGACUCAUGUGGAAGUGGUAAGUGUGAGUGUGAGUGAGCCAGGAGUUAGGACAGAGUUACUGAAGAGUUUAGAGAGCCAGCGGACUGUGGCUCUGGCGCUGAGUAUCAGGACGAGAGAGGACAAGGAUGGUGGAGGGAUCGGAGCCAGGAUCGUCCGCAGGAGAGGGGAGAGCAACUACCCCUGCUGCCACAGAGACACCGUUCUCACUGGGGUCGUUCUUUGCUGGCAGGAGUCUAAAGUGUUUGUUCUACAACUAGAUCAGCAGAAUUAUAAUCAAAGCCUGGAACUGUUGAGGGACGUGUUGUCUCGUGGCAAGCUGAAGGUGUGCAUGUGGGAGGCCAAGGAUUCUGUGAGACUGCUGCGACAGUGCUGCCAACUGACUUGUGCCGUGAGACUCCGCGAUCCCACCGUAGCCGAGUGGCUGCUCAAGCCUCAUGCCAACACUCCCACACUCAAACAGCUGGCCCGCACGUACGGAGUGUCGGCCCCCCAGUGCUCCGAGGAGGCUGGCUUCCAGGCUGUGCUGGUGUGGCAGCUCUGUCACCUGCUCAACACCAGACUCAAGCAGGCCGGACUGUACACUGCUUACACCGAUAUAGAGAUGCCAACGCAACUGCUGCUGGCUGAGAUGGAAAUCCAAGGGGUGCGCUGGGACAGAGAGUACGUUGAUUUGCUGUGGACUUCUGUGGAAGAAAAAAUGGUUGAGUUACAAAACAAGCUGUUCAUUCUCAGUGGGAAAAAAUUCAACCUGCGAUCUCGAACUGAUAUUUCCAAGAUAAAGAGCUCAUUGAGAGAUUCGUGUGAAACAGCUUUAUGUGAAUUCAACUCAACUUUAAGAAACUGGAGGGUCCUUAACUCAUUGAAAACAAGAAACAUGUCACCACUGCUGAUGCAGCAGCAGGAGGGAGAUGUUAGAGUACGAGGCAGUUGGGAGACUCACACGGUCACGGGCCGUAUCUCCAUGCAAGAACCUAACCUUCAGCACGUGCCGAGAGACAUAACUGUCGACGACCAAGUGUUCAGUCUCCGCACCGCGUUUGUGGCAGGCCGAGGGUACAGUCUGGUGUCGGCAGACUUCUGCCAGCUAGAGUUGCGGUUGCUUACCCACUUCUCUCAGGACGCAGCCCUACACCACACUUUCACCACGGUGGGAGACGUGUUCACCUCCAUCGCAGCUGAGUGGAACGCAAUUCCCAUUGACCAGGUGACAGAUGCUGUACGCCAGCACACGAAACAGUUGUGCUAUGGUCUGGUCUACGGCAUGGGCCUGCGCACUCUAGCGGAGGAGAUGGGUGUAGAAGAGCCACAAGCAGCGGAGAUGGUGGAGCGCUUCCAUCGCACGUACCCAGGGAUACAGAGCUACAUCGCACGAUGUGUAGAGCAGUGUCGUGCCCGAGGUUACGUUACCACAAUCAUGGGGCGACAACGCUUCCUUCCAGAGAUCAAUAGUCAUAACAAGGCUCUCAGAGCUCAAGCUGAAAGGCAAGCAGUGAACACAACUAUCCAAGGGUCUGCUGCUGACAUAGCCAAGGCAGCUAUGCUGCGAGUGGACCGCACUGUGCGUCUCCGUGGCUUGCAGACGUAUCUCAUCAUUCAUCUGCAUGAUGAACUCAUCUACGAGGUUGCAGACAGUAGUUUAGAAGAGUUUGUUACAAUUAUAAGAAGAGAAAUGCAGUCUGCUAUUGAAAUUUCUGUACCUUUACCUGUCAAAGUGAAGAAAGGAUCUUCUUGGGGGCAACUAGAGAUAAUAGACUGAUAAUGUUAUAGCUUAAAAGUUUUAAAUAUCUUAACAGUUAUUUUUAUACUUAUUUUGUAAUUGUAUUUAUUCUUAUAGCAGUUAGCUUGUUUUGUACAAAAUACACAAUUUACACUA